Messenger RNA from Callorhinus ursinus (northern fur seal), 844 nucleotides. It is a transcript of the gene AURKAIP1, whose product is annotated as aurora kinase A interacting protein 1. The record is from RefSeq and is a predicted model, not a curated record. Gene Ontology annotation, cellular component: mitochondrion. Lineage: Eukaryota; Metazoa; Chordata; Mammalia; Carnivora; Otariidae.
CGGGUUGCCGCGGCUGCAGGGGGACGGCGGUCGGGUGAGGCUGGGGCCGGACGGGGACCGUCCCCGCGGGGCCUGGGAGCCGCGGCUGCCGUGCGCCAGUCCCGGCCUUCCGCGCCUUCGGGCGUCGGCUCCGCCCGGGUGCCACUCUGAGCACCUGGGGCCGCCACCACCCACAGACCAUGUUCCUGGUGCGCCUGUCUUCUCGGCUGCUGAAGGCUGCUCCUCGGGCAGGUUGCGGUCUGCCCUGGCCUAUCUCAGGGGUGCUAGGCGGGCGUACCUGCAGGCCCUGCUACAGCACACAGCCAGCAGGCCCAAGUGGAGUUGCCUCCGUCCCUGGCAAGGGGCUCCAGCUGGAGCUUGAGGAGAUGCUGGUCCCCAGGAGGAUGUCCAUCAGUCCUCUGGAGAGCUGGCUGACCGCCCACUACCUCCUACCCAGACUAGAUGCCAGGACCCCAGGGACCGUGGCACCAUCCCAACUCUAUGAGUGUCCACCUAGCCAAGUGGAAGGGGCUGAGCAGGGGACGGAGGAGGUCUGGGAUGCACCCCGGGUGCAGUGCAAAAACGUACUGAAGAUUCGCCGGCGGAAGAUGAAUCAUCACAAGUACCGUAAACUGGUCAAGAGGACCCGGUUCCUGCGGCGGAAGGUCCGGGAAGGACGCCUGAAACGGAAGCAGAUCAAGUUCGAGAGAGACCUGAGGCGCAUCUGGCUGAAGGCAGGCCUGAAGGAAGCCCCUGCAGGCUGGCAGACCCCCAAGAUCUACUUGAAGGGCAAAUGAGUCUAGCGCUCCUUUCCCCCACCGCUGUUGCUGCUGAUGAUCCCCUGUAAUAAAUGUUUAGGAACUUA